Pezoporus flaviventris is the source of this 1902-nucleotide messenger RNA. It is a transcript of the gene CA5A, whose product is annotated as carbonic anhydrase 5A. Gene Ontology annotation, molecular function: zinc ion binding; carbonate dehydratase activity. NCBI's taxonomy places the organism in Eukaryota, Metazoa, Chordata, Aves, Psittaciformes, Psittacidae. The record is from RefSeq and is a predicted model, not a curated record. Bases 172 to 1113 code for a protein of 313 amino acids. The transcript is spliced from 7 exons. Gene Ontology annotation, cellular component: mitochondrion; cytoplasm.
AAGGGUGCUCACAGAAUUUGUUAUAAAUCAGUCUGGAGACCCUCCAGUUAUCUUGAAGCUGUGUAUCUGCAGGAUUUUUUCCCUCUGCUUUGUGUUGAUAGGUCCCUGGACUCUGAAAAGCUCCUCUGUCUGUUUGACGAACAGAAGAUUUGAAGUGCCAAAGUGAUAGCAAUGAAUAGUUUGAAGGCAAAUACCCUGGUGCGUUUCUACAAGCAGCUGAAAACUAUCUGUAGUCCAGCAGCAGUGCCAGCAGGACUCUGCAGCCUGGCCACCUCCACUCAUAAAAACAGGAAUGGUGCAUUGCAUCCACUCUGGCAGAGUCCGCUUACAAUCCCUGGAGGCACCCGACAGUCUCCUAUCAAUAUCCAGUGGAGAGACAGUGUUUAUGACCCCUUCCUGAAGCCUCUGAAAAUCAGCUACGACCCAACAACGUGUCUUCACAUCUGGAACAACGGCUAUUCAUUCCUGGUUGAGUUUGAUGAUUCUACUGAUAGAUCGAUAAUUGAUGGAGGUCCCUUGGAAAACCAAUACAGGCUAAAGCAGUUCCACUUCCAUUGGGGAGCUAUAAAUGACUGGGGUUCAGAGCACACAGUUGACUGUAAAUUUUACCCAGCAGAGUUGCAUUUAGUACACUGGAAUGCCGUUGUGUACCCAACCUUUGAAGAAGCUGUAAUGGAAGGUAACGGCUUGGCUGUUAUUGGAGUGUUUUUAAAGCUAGGAGCACGUCAUGAAGGGCUGCAGACACUGGUUGAUGCCUUGCCAGCAGUUAAACACAAAGACACUGUUAUUGAGUUUGAUGUCUUUGAUCCCUCCUGUUUGAUACCUUCAUGCCCUGAUUAUUGGACCUAUGCGGGCUCUUUGACUACUCCCCCACUUACUGAAUCAGUCACAUGGAUUAUUAAGAAGCAGCCCAUAGAGGUUGAUGAGAAUCAGCUGGAGGCGUUUCGGAUGCUGCUCUUUACUUCAGACGGUGAAGAAGAAAAGAGAAUGGUAGACAACUUUCGCCCUCUUCAGCCAUUAAUGAACCGAACCGUCCGUUCAUCCUUCCAAAGCAGGCAUCUCUUGAAUGCUGAAGAGCAGCCCAAGGACCAUGCUGAGCAGAUGAGGCCAUAGAUGGCCCAUGAAAUGUCAGUCCAGACUGCAGUACCUGGCUAUAACAGACUUAUUUUUUCAAUUAUUUUUCCUUUUUCUUCAGUAUAUGUCACAACAUUUCCACAGCCACCCAGCUUCAGUUCUGCUAAGUGCCAUUUGACUUUCAGUAGAGAAGCUGUGGAGUUUUUUAGUUUUCCUUUUUUUUUUUUUUUCAAGAAGUAAAUAAUAUUAACCUGUGACAAAUUGACUUGCUUUAAAACAGGAAUUGGUAAAGGAAGUAUUGACAGCUAAAGGAAGAAUAAGGGCAGGAGAUCUUUUCUGAAUUGUUCUUCCUCUUCUCUGAAUUGCUCUUUCUUUAAGUGCUCUUUCAAGUGACUUGCACAAAUCAGUAAUCCCAACUAAAAACGUCAAGCAGGAAGUGUGAAGAAGUGAAAAGUAUUAGGUUUGUGGUCAGUGGCACGAAGUCUAAUUGGAGACCUAUAACUAGCGGUGUCCCCCAAGGGUCAGUACUGGGCCCAGUAUUGUUCAACUUGCUCAUCAGUGGUUUGGAUGGAGGGAUAGAGUGCCUGCCAUGGGGAGGAGUGGCUGAUACCCUUGAGUGCUGUGCUGUCCUUCAUAAGGAUAUAGUCAGGAUGGAGAGAGGAACCUUCUGAAACUCAGCAAGUGCAGAGCCCUGCAGCUGAGGAGGAAUAACUCCAUGAACCAGCAUAGGCUGGGGGCUGACCUGCUGGAAAGCAACUCUGAGGAGAGAGAUCUGGGGGUCCUCGUGAGUUAUCCAUGAGCCAGCAGCAAUGCGCCCUUGUGGCCAAG